UACACUGUGUUUUCGCGCUGCCAACAGCAUAAAUAGCUUCGAUUUACUUGUUUCAAUAUAUCUGAACUGGAUUGUUCGCACAAUUAGUUAGUUUUCCAAUCCUGCAACGCCAUUUAAUUUCAACGUAUUUGUCUUUUUUGUCACCGUUUCUAAUUCUCAUUGAAUUCGUACGACUUUGUUGUGAUUCAACGAAAUAUUGAAUAUAAAAAUAUUGUGAAAUAUGAAUUUCAAUUCUUGGGAUUUUGACGAAGAUAUUGUUCGAUCUGUCAAUGCACUCGUUGAAGAUACAUCCCCUGUUACGGAUGCAAAUGGCCCAGAUCUGAUGCCCAAUCAAACAGAAAACGAUGAAAGUAAAUCAGCUUUCAAUAGAUCCACAGGCGGACAUCUGUAUCCACAUUUCAUGAAUGUGGCAACGUUUAAGGCACAUCACAAUAUUGAUCAUAAUCGAGAUUAUUUGGAUAAACGAGCAAACGUUUUCAUUCGUCCAAUUGCAAAGGACAAGAUUUGUCAAUUCUGCAAAAACAAUGGCGAGCCACAUCAUGUAUACGCGUCGCAUCCCAUGAAAGACAAACUUGGUCGGGUUGUAUGCUUGAGACUAAGAAGCUUCAAGUGUCCAAUUUGCGGUGCAACUGGUGACGACGCUCACACCAAAAAAUAUUGCUCACACAAGCCAUUAAAAUCUUAAUGGGACCUUUUACAUUGAUGCAACCAACAAAGCAUAAAAAUAUAUUUCACGAAAUAUGCAUUUACAUAUACAUAUGUCCUAUUGUCAUCGUUUUCGAAAAUUGAUAAAAAAUAUAUUGGACUUUUCAUAUU
Molecule: messenger RNA, 816 nt
Organism: Sitodiplosis mosellana (orange wheat blossom midge)
Lineage: Eukaryota; Metazoa; Arthropoda; Insecta; Diptera; Cecidomyiidae
Product: protein nanos-like
Exons: 3
Coding region: 221-685 (154 amino acids)
Biological process (GO): oogenesis; negative regulation of translation
Cellular component (GO): perinuclear region of cytoplasm
Molecular function (GO): zinc ion binding; mRNA binding
Source: RefSeq, a predicted model, not a curated record